UCUUAAAGUAUCGUCUUUACCUGAACCACAGGGGCACGUGCCUGAGCCAGUUUGCCCACUGUGGGGAAAGGAAGUCUCAGGAGGCAUUCCGCGCGCCAUGGAGAAACCGUGGAAGUGUGGGGAUUGCGGGAAAGGAUUCCACUACGCAUCCGAUCUGGAGAUCCACCGCCGUGUCCACACCGGGGAGAGGCCGUUCAGCUGCUCGGUGUGCGGCAAGGGCUUCUCUGACUCGUCCACCCUGCUGACCCACCAGCGGGUCCACACCGGGGAGCGGCCCUUCACCUGCUCCGUCUGCGGCAAGGGCUUCACCCAGUCGUCCAACCUGCUGACCCACCAGCGGGUCCACACCGGCGAGGUGGCCUUCACCUGCUCGGUGUGCGGCAAGGGCUUCCCUCACUCGUCCACCCUGCUGCGGCACCAGUGGGUCCACACCGGGGAGCGGCCCUUCACCUGCUCCGUCUGCGGAAAGGGCUUCCCUCACUCGUCCGCCCUGCUGUCCCACCAGCGGGUCCACACUGGGGAGAGGCCGUUCAGCUGCUCUGUCUGCGGCAAGGGCUUCACCCAGUCGUCCAGCCUGCUGACCCACCAGCAGGUCCACACCGGCGAGGGGGCCUUCACCUGCUCGGUGUGCGGCAAGGGCUUCCCUCACUCGUCCACCCUGCUGCGGCACCAGCAGAUCCACACCGGGGAGCGGCCCUUCACCUGCUCCGUCUGCGGCAAGGGCUUCCCCCACUCCUCCGGCCUCCAGAUCCACCAGCGGGUCCACACCGGGGAGCGGCCCUUCACCUGCUCGGUGUGCGGCAAGGGCUUCACCCGGUCGUCCAACCUGCUGACCCACCAGCAGGUCCACACCGGGGAGCGGCCCUUCACCUGCUCGGUCUGCGGCAAGGGCUUCACCCGCUCGUCCCGCCUGUUCUCACACCAGCGAGUCCACACCGGGGAGAGGCCGUUCACCUGCCCCGAGUGCGGCAAGGGCUUCACCUGCUCCUCCAACCUGCUGUCGCACCGGCGGCUUCACAGCGGCGAGCGCUCGACGUCGCGGACAUGGGCAGCGUUCCCGAGCCCCGCUCCGGAACGGGCUGUUCCGUCCUCUUCCAGCCCCCGGGAGGGGAACGGGCAGCUUGAGUGCAUUGGGAGAGUGGGCCGUUCACCGGGAGGGUGCCAACGGGACGGGAGAGCGGUACAGAAAGCUAUUAAAACCCACAACAUCCACGAGCAAGAUGCUGAGGGUGCACAAUUCAGCCAAGAGGUUUGUUACUUCUGGGAACUAAAGGAUCCCAAGAGUAAGGCUACCGUUGGCACGGUCAAGACAGAACUUGCCCAAACUACAGUGGCUAAACCUAAACCCAGGAUUCAAAGUAGACCUUUCCGUCUGCAAGAACAUUUUGGUUCCUGUUUCAGACCAUUUUCAGCAUCAGCGGGACUGAAUGAGAGUCUCUACUGUUACAGCACACUGUGUGUAAAGCCUGAAACAGUUAUACGGCCAGGAAAGAGGAAUUUACUGUGGGCAGGGGCCAUACAUGGGGAUGUAGCUGCGGCCAUGGUGAAACCAGAGGAAUCCCACACUGUGGAGAAACCGUGGAAGUGUUGCGACUGCGGGAGAGGCUUCCAUGCCCCAUCUGUCCUGGAGAUUCAUCGGCGAAGUCACACCGGGGAGAGGCCAUUCUCCUGCCCCGAGUGCGGGAAAGGCUUUACCUGCUCCUCCCGCCUGCUGGACCACCGCCGAGUACACACUGGGGUGAAGCCAUUCUCCUGCCCUGAGUGUGGGAAGGGCUUCACCUACUCCUCCCACCUGGUGGCCCACCAGCGCGUCCACGCUGGGGAAAGGCCCUUCCCCUGCUCUGAGUGUGGGAAGGCCUUCAGCAUAUCCUCGGACCUGCUGAAGCACCAACGGGUCCACAGAGGGGAGAGGCCAUUCAGCUGCCCUGAGUGCGGGAAGGCCUUCAGUGAUUCCUCUACCCUGCUGAGGCACCAGUGGGUCCACAUCGGGAAAAGGCCGUUCUCGUGCCCUGAGUGCAGGAAGGGCUUCACCCGCUCUUCCGCUCUGCUGACCCAUCUGCGAGUCCACACGGGUGAGAAGCCCUUUACCUGCCCCGAGUGCAGGAGUGCCUUCAGCAGGUCUUCCCACCUGCUGAGGCACCAGCGAGUCCACACUGGGGAGAGGCCGUACUCCUGCCUUCAGUGCGGAAAGUGCUUUACCCAGCCCUCCAACCUGCUGACCCACCAGCGGAUCCACACCCGCGAGAGACCGUUCUCCUGCCCCGAGUGCGGGAAGGGUUUUGCUGUUUCCUCUAACCUCGUGGCCCACCGGCGGGUCCACACGGGGGAGAGGCCAUUCAGUUGUCCCGAGUGCGGGAAGGCCUUCAGCAAUUCCUCUGCCCUGCUUAGGCACCAGCGUGUCCACACCGGAGAGAAGCCGUUCUCCUGCCCAGAGUGCGGGAAGGGCUUUACCCGCUCCUCCACACUACUGACCCACCAGCGGGUCCACACAGGGGAGAGGCCAUUCAGCUGCCCCGAGUGCAGGAAGGCCUUCAGCGAUUCCUCUGCUCUGCUGAAGCACCAGCGAGUCCACACCGGGGAGAGGCCCUUCAGCUGCCCUGAGUGCGGGAAGAGGUUUACGUUUUCCCGCAAUUUGCGGAAGCACCAACAGGGGCACCAGCGCUCACAACAGUCAGAUUCCACAGCUAACACUGCUGUGAGUUCCCCCCAGGACUGAUUCUCCUGACAGUGGGUGCAGUGGGAGAGUUGGUGCACUGUAUUUGUUUUCCGUUGGACUGCAACCCCACGGUGGCUCAGGGGUGGCAUGGUGACUCAGUGAUUAGCACUGCUGCCUCAUGGCACCAGGAACCAAGGAUCAAUUCCACCCUUGGGGCAACUGUCUGUGUGGAGUUUGUGGAGGGUAGGAGAAUGGAUGAGAUAAGAAACCGCUGCCUUUCUUGAGACAAGUCUCCCGGAGAGAACUUGCUGACUGAUUGUCUGAUCUACUGAUCCUCACAGUGCCCCAUUGCCCUCAGUUAACUGGAGGAGGUCCACACAGAUGUACCGAAGCCCCUCUUUGGACUGUGGAAGGAAACCUGUGCAGACAGGGAAAACAUGCAAACUCCACACAGACAGUUACCUGAGGCUGGAAUUGAACUUGGGUCCCUUAUGCUGUGAGGUAGCAAUGCAUAGCAGUGUGCUAUCCCAAUAUGUUAUAAAAUUUGAAUAAACCUACUAAGUUGGAAA
Messenger RNA from Hemiscyllium ocellatum (epaulette shark), 3225 nucleotides. Its product is annotated as zinc finger protein 850-like. NCBI's taxonomy places the organism in Eukaryota, Metazoa, Chordata, Chondrichthyes, Orectolobiformes, Hemiscylliidae. The record is from RefSeq and is a predicted model, not a curated record. The transcript has 4 exons. Bases 98 to 2716 code for a protein of 872 amino acids. Gene Ontology annotation, molecular function: RNA polymerase II cis-regulatory region sequence-specific DNA binding; DNA-binding transcription factor activity. Gene Ontology annotation, biological process: regulation of transcription by RNA polymerase II.